AUGCUUGUACAUUUAUCAUCAACAAGUCCAUAUGUUUGUGAUCUAAGUCUUGGACCUAUUGAACAGGCUGAUCGUAUGGCUUCAGCACCAACAAUACAAUCAUUAUCAUAUCUUGAAAUAAAAGAAAGUUUUCCAAAAUUUCAACAAACUCGUACACCAUUAAAACUUCUUGCACCUGAUGAAAUACCUAUAGAUACUAGUGUUGCUCCAACAACAACAACAACAACAGAGAAUAAUUCUAGUCGGCAACAAAGUCUUCAACCAGUUUGGUAUACUGAACAAACAAUAGUUGAUGAUAAUAAUGAACAACAAAAUACAACUGAACAAAAUAUUAUAUCUAUUAUACAAGAACAACAACGAAAUUCAAUUCAAUCACCUUGUCAUCAUCAUCAUCAUAAUGAAUUAACACGUUCAACAUUACCAACAAUUGAAAGUAAUAGUCCAGAAAUAGAAGAUGAAAUUAUUGAAAAAGAAACACUUUCAAAUAGGCCAUCAUUAAUGCGUAAAUCAUCAACAUUUACAAUUGAACAACAACCAUCAAUUAAUAUUCCAUCAACAUUAAAUGAAUCAGAAAAAGAAAAUGAUUUUGAUACAAUAAUGACAUCAACACAAGAAACUUCAACAGUUCCAAUACGUCAUCUAAGUGAACCAUCUGAUGAAUCAUUUCGUGCACUUGAACAUCUCUUAGGUCUUGGUUCAAUAAAUCCAAAUAUGACAAUGAUAACAACAACACAAGAAUCACCAAAAAGUAAUCAUGAAUCACUUUCAUUAACAAUGGUAACACCAACUGAAUUAAUUAAUCAAACAACAGCAUCAUUACAUAUAAGUUAUGCACCACAAGGUGGUGGAAGUUUACCAUCAUCACAAAAUAUUCUUCUUAUGCCAACAAUUGAAAGUAUAACAGAUCCAAGUAUGAAUUCAACAAUUCCACCACCAUUUAUGGUUGAUAAUAGUGAUAUUGAAGAACCAUCAUCAAUGGCUGGAACAGUUAUUAAUCAAGAAUCAUAUCAUAAUAAUAAUUCAAAUACAACAGAAGAAUCAUUUCAUUUUACAGAUGAAGAUGAUGAAAAACAAGAUACACCUAAAGAUGAUUCAAAUACAGAAGAAGAUAGUAAUUUUUCAUUUGAAUUAAAUGAUUUUCAAAAUAAUUCAAAAGAAAAAACAGAUGAAUUAACAAAUGAUGAAAUAAUUCAACCACCAAUGAUAACAAUACGUGCACCAACAAGUGCUGAUGUUGCUUUUCGUGCAUUAAUUAAAGCUCGAAUGAGCGGACGAUUAUCACAACCAGUUAAAACAGAAUCACCAUUAGCAAAAACAAAUCAAAACAAUUUACCAGCAUGUGCAUCUGUUCCGAUGCGAACAUCACGUGUACUUCGUUCAAGUGUUUCUCGAGUUUCAACAACUCCCAUUUCCGAAAAUUCUACUACUGAAGAAGUUAAUCAAUCAAAUCCUGAAACAGAUAGUGAAAGUUUUUCUACUGAACCAAAAACUACUUAUGAUUAUCCAAAUACUGAACUUGUGGAAGUUGUUAGUUUACCUGAAGAAGAUGAAAUUGAACAUGAACCAGCUGCUGGAAUUACUCUCAAUCUUACAGCAUCGAAGGAUUCAAAUCCGAUCUCACCAAGUAGUGCUGAAGAAGCUGAUUGUAGUGCAUCGUCAUCAUCAUCAUAUUUUUCAUAUCAACACGACAUGUCAACACUAAAUAAUCCAAAAAUGCCCGUUUUAUCUCGUGAAUAUAGUUACAAUACUCCAACAAUAAGAGCAACACGUUCAUCAGAACGUCGUCGUUCAAUAAUAACAAAUCGUCGAAGUAAUACACGUUUAGUUCAUUCUGUUAUUCCUCGAAUUCCAGAACAACAAACAACAAUAACUGAAGAAGAAAAAGAUCUUUCAUCAGAAAAUGCAAGUCUUUGUUCAUUUCCAUCAUCAUCAUUAAAACCAAUGUUAUCAAUAUUAUCAACAAAUCCAACUAUUAUUAGUGAAGGACCACCAAUUAUAUUACAAAAAUCUUUAGCGCCUUCAGCAUCACCAUCACCAAUGAUAACUAUUCGAAAAAGUGAACGUUUAUCAUCCAGUUCAUCACCACGACGUAGUAUUAAGCCAUUGCAAUCAUCAACACCAUCUAUUAGAAAUAAAUCUUUACAAAUGGUUUCUAUCGGUGAAGAAGAACAACUUUUAACAACUGCUCCACAACAAUUUAAUAUGAAUUUAUCUACAAAUGAAAUUGAAAUGUUUGAUAAAGAACAACAAGUUGAUAUGCAUAUCGAAAAUCGAUGUAUAUCUCAUGAAAGUGUGCAAACUUCACCUGAACGUCGACCAAGUCUUAUUGAUAUUGGUAUUCAAACGACACCAAUUGUAUCACAUCGUCAUUUUCAAACAAUCGAACAACAAACAACUCCAAUCGUCAAACGUUUGUCAUCAUCAAGUUGUCAAACAACACCAAUCACUAAACGUCCAUCAUCAUCAUCAUCAAGUUGUCAAACAACUCCCGUUGUUAUUUCUAUUCAACGUUCAAAUACACAACAAACAAGUCCAAUUGUUGAAACAUCGUCGAAACUUAUACUUGAAGAGGAAAAACAAGAACAACAUGAAGUUACACCAUUACAUAGUAAAGCUAUAAUGCAUUUAAGACGUAAUGUACGUUUUCAAUUUACACCAUCAACAGAUGCACGUUUAGCAGCAAAAGAAAAAUUAGAAGAAGAUCAACAACGAGUAAAAGAAGAAGUUCCUAUUAUUCAUACUACUAAACAAACUCCAUCUGAUAAUGAACGUGAAGAAGAUACAGAAGACGAGAUUAAAAAAAUUACAAAAACAAAAAAGAAAAUUACAAUGUCAAAAAAGAAAAAACAUACGACAUUAAUAAAAAAUGAUGAUAGUUCAGAAGAUAUAAUUGAAUCACCAAUUCAUAAUCAACCUCAAAAAUCUAUACCUGAUGAUGAACAACCAAUCACGAAUGAUAUACAUGUCAUGGCAACCACAGAAUCAAAAAAGAAGAUAUUAAAACGUUCUAAACGACAUGGGAAAAAAUGUUCACCUGUACGUGAACCAGAACUUAUUGUUAUAAUAUCUUCUCCUGUGAAAACAAAACGUGUUACUAGAAAACGACCGAAUCAAAAAACAACCACUAUUUCACCACCGGAAACAACUAGUCCAACUGAACCAGUUAGCAAACGAGCUAAAACUACCAAAACAGUUGAAAAUAAACAACCUACUCGAGUUCCAUCACCUGAACCACCGUCAACGCGAAGUCGUUCAAAAACACCAGUAAUAUCAAGUAGUAAUAUAAAAUCAACAUCAUCUUCAGAAUCAAUUGAACGAGUAUUACCAAUAAAAAAAAACAAAAAAAAUUCAUCCGAAACUAAUCCUAUUGAAAAUCCAUCUAUAUCGAUGAAUAAUAAACGUAAAAAUUCGACAUCAACAAUAAAAAAAAGUAAACGACGAUUACAUAGUGUAGAACAAGAUGAAGGAUUAAAUACAGCUGAUGAAGAAGAAACUAUUCAAACAAUAUCUCCUCCGAUUGAAAUAAUACCAAUUGAUGUAAGCCAAGAAGAACGAGAGAAGAUUGAAGGAUUAACUGUCGCUGAGCUCAAAACUCGAUUAACUACACAUGGUGAAAGUAUUCCUAAAGGUGUCAGAAAAGCCGAUCUUGUUGCUUUACUUAUUAAAAUUGAAACUAAUUUACUUAAAGAACGAAAAGAAACCGAAACAGCAGUAACAGUUGUUGUUCCUGCUAAUUCAACAUCUCGAAAAACACGCCGAAAGAAAUAA
Molecule: messenger RNA, 3768 nt
Organism: Rotaria sp. Silwood2
Lineage: Eukaryota; Metazoa; Rotifera; Eurotatoria; Philodinida; Philodinidae
Source: the annotation of a GenBank genome assembly